UUUCUGCCUGUGGACGCCGCCGAGUAAGCAUCGUUAAAGUCUCCCCUCCCACCGCCGUCAUGUCUAAGUCAGAGUCUCCCAAAGAGCCUGAACAGCUGCGGAAGCUCUUCAUCGGAGGUCUGAGCUUUGAAACAACCGAUGAGAGUCUGAGGAGCCAUUUUGAGCAAUGGGGAACACUUACGGACUGUGUGGUAAUGAGAGAUCCGAACACCAAGCGCUCCAGAGGCUUUGGGUUUGUCACCUAUGCCACUGUGGAGGAGGUGGAUGCAGCCAUGAAUGCAAGGCCACACAAGGUGGAUGGAAGAGUUGUGGAACCAAAGAGGGCUGUCUCAAGAGAAGAUUCUCAAAGACCUGGUGCCCACUUAACUGUGAAAAAGAUUUUUGUUGGUGGCAUUAAAGAAGACACUGAAGAACAUCAUCUAAGAGAUUAUUUCGAACAGUAUGGGAAAAUCGAAGUGAUUGAGAUCAUGACUGACCGAGGCAGUGGCAAAAAGAGGGGUUUUGCUUUUGUAACAUUUGAUGACCAUGAUUCUGUAGACAAGAUUGUCAUUCAAAAAUACCAUACUGUGAAUGGCCACAACUGUGAAGUAAGGAAAGCGCUCUCUAAGCAAGAGAUGGCUAGUGCUUCAUCCAGCCAAAGAGGUCGAAGUGGUUCUGGAAACUUUGGUGGUGGUCGUGGAGGUGGUUUUGGUGGGAAUGACAACUUUGGUCGCGGAGGAAACUUCAGUGGUUGAGGUGGCUUUGGUGGCAGUCGAGGUGGUGGUGGAUAUGGUGGCAGUGGGGAUGGCUAUAACGGAUUUGGUAAUGAUGGAAGCAACUUUGGAGGUGGCGGAAGCUAUAAUGAUUUUGGCAAUUACAACAAUCAAUCCUCAAAUUUUGGACCCAUGAAAGGAGGCAAUUUUGGAGGCAGAAGCUCUGGCCCUUAUGGUGGUGGAGGCCAAUACUUCGCCAAACCACGAAACCAAGGUGGCUAUGGUGGUUCCAGCAGCAGCAGCAGCUAUGGCAGUGGCAGAAGGUUUUAAUUACUGCCAGGAAACAAAGCUUAGCAGGAGAGGAGAGCCAGAGAAGUGACAGGGAAGCUACAGGUUACAACAGAUUUGUGAACUCAGCCAAGCACAGUGGUGGCAGGGCCUAGCUGCUACAAAGAAGACAUGUUUUAGACAAUACUCAUGUGUAUGGGCAAAAAAACUCGAGGACUGUAUUUGUGACUAAUUGUAUAACAGGUUAUUUUAGUUUCUGUUCUGUGGAAAGUGUAAAGCAUUCCAACAAAGGGUUUUAAUGUAGAUUUUUUUUUUUUUUUUUGCACCCAUGCUGUUGAUUGCUAAAUGUAAUAGUCUGAUCAUGA
This is a messenger RNA of Mustela lutreola (European mink), 1345 nucleotides long. Its product is annotated as heterogeneous nuclear ribonucleoprotein A1-like. Lineage: Eukaryota; Metazoa; Chordata; Mammalia; Carnivora; Mustelidae. Bases 60 to 734 code for a protein of 224 amino acids. Gene Ontology annotation, molecular function: RNA binding. The record is from RefSeq and is a predicted model, not a curated record. The transcript has a single exon.